Candidozyma haemuli is the source of this 1797-nucleotide messenger RNA. It is a transcript of the gene PBS2, whose product is annotated as mitogen-activated protein kinase kinase. Gene Ontology annotation, biological process: MAPK cascade; cellular hyperosmotic response; protein phosphorylation. The record is from RefSeq and is a predicted model, not a curated record. The coding region runs from base 1 to 1797 and encodes 598 amino acids. NCBI's taxonomy places the organism in Eukaryota, Fungi, Ascomycota, Pichiomycetes, Serinales, Metschnikowiaceae. Gene Ontology annotation, molecular function: MAP kinase kinase activity; ATP binding. The transcript has 2 exons.
AUGGCCGACGACAAAGACAAGGACGUCGAUGACUCGGCCUCCAGGCUACUGAAGCUUUCAGUGUCGACCCCGAAGCCACCUUACGAUGGUCAGUGCUCCCCGCCGGUUACCACCUCCCAUGGGCCCUUGAGCAGCGACGUCCACGCUCGAAUCCUCGCUUUCCAGCAAAAACGGGCUAGUCAAUCCCUCAAGGAAUCCCCAAAGGAAGGUCGCCUGCCUUCGACCUCCCACUCCCAAAUGCAUUUGCCUACCAUGCCCGCAAAACCGUUGCCGCCUUUACCGCACGUCAAACCUCUGGCUGGGUCCGACAACCUGGUGCCUAAACUGUCCCUUGUACCUUCUCCAUCCAUCGAACUGCCUCCAGCAGAAUCUUCUCCAUUUGCCAAAGGCUCGAUGCUGCCUUCCCUGAAUAAUUCUUUUGAUUUGGGUAAGAAACCGUCUUUAUCUCAAAGAAGAGGCGUACCACCACAUCUCAAUUCUACGGGUGAACUCGCAAGACGUCUUUCUGAACGUAAGAAGAGACCCGACUUCAAACUUAAUCUUAAUGAGCUGUCCUCCUCUGCCACCAGCUCAGAAGCUCCCAAUUCCGACGUCAGCUCUGUCGAAUCCAACCAAGCUGCUCCUCAAAAACUUCAAGGUCUUUUUGCCAAUUAUUCCAAAUAUGUCGAUAUCAAAUCUGGCUCUUUGAAUUUCGCCGGAAAGGCCUCCUUGCAUUCCGAUGGUAUCGAUUUUUCUUCGGGUCUGUCAUUCCACAUCUCACUCGAUGAAUUACAAUUUCUUGAAGAGUUGGGCAGAGGUAAUUACGGUAUCGUCUCCAAAGUACUCCAUAAACCUACUGGCGUGCUCAUGGCCAUGAAGGAAGUCAGACUUGAGUUAGAGGAAAACAAGUUCACCCAAAUCCUCAUGGAACUUGAAGUUCUCCACAAGUGUAAUUCUCCAUACAUUGUUGAUUUUUACGGCGCUUUCUUUGUUGAGGGUGCCGUUUACAUGUGUAUGGAAUUCAUGGACGGUGGAUCGCUCGACAAGUGCUAUGGUAACGGCGUUCAAGACGAAGCCUGCCUUGCUUAUAUCACCGAAUGUGUCAUCAGAGGCCUCAAAGAACUUAAGGACCAACACAAUAUCAUUCAUAGAGAUGUUAAACCUACAAAUAUCUUGGUUAAUUCUUUGGGUAAGGUGAAGCUCUGUGAUUUCGGUGUUUCUGGUAACUUGGUUGCUUCUUUGGCCAAGACGAAUAUUGGCUGUCAAUCAUACAUGGCACCUGAGCGUAUCAAGACAAUGAACCCUGAUGACGCAACAUACUCCGUCCAAUCUGACAUUUGGUCUUUAGGUCUCACAAUCUUAGAGAUUGCUGCCGGUAGAUACCCUUACCCACCCGAAACAUUCGAUAAUAUCUUCUCGCAGUUGAGUGCGAUCGUUGACGGUGAACCACCCAAGCUUGAUAGUAACAGCUUCUCGAAAGAGGCCCAAAUAUUUGUCAAAUCUUGCUUAAACAAGAACCCAGAUCUUCGUCCUCCCUACGAUGUGCUUCUUGAAUCACCAUGGCUAACAAAGCAAAGAGGUGUUGAUCCUCACAUGGAUCGUGUUGUCCAAGAGAACUUGAAGGCUCGUAAGGAAGCUAAGGCUGAGAGUCAACCGAAGAAAUCUGGUCAAGGUCUGUCAAGAGCUGGUGUUAAUGUCGCCAAUGCUGGCGCCGCUCUGGUGAUGGGCAGAGAAAAUGUUUCAUCUUUGCUUAAAAACAAAGUCAACGCACCUGCGCUUCAUAGAGGGGGCUUACCAUCUCAAAGGUUUAGACGAUAA